AUGAAUAAACAAAAGAAAAUUAAAAUCAUUUGCUUAUUGGAAGCACAAGGUUUUUUAAAUGAAGAAAAGUCUCCAAUAAACAGACGAUAUUGGGUGCAUCCGUUAAAUCGAGAACGUGAAGCACAAUUUCAAUAUUUUUAUUCAAACAUACGGCAAUAUCCUGAAAAGUUUUUCGAAUAUUUUCGUAUGACAAUAAAAACUUUUGACGAAUUAUUGGGCCGAAUACGUGAAAGUAUUACAAAGAAAAUAACUGUACUUAGAAUGCCUAUCAGUGUAGAAGAAAGGUUAUCAGUUACUUUGAGGUAA
This is a messenger RNA of Macrosiphum euphorbiae (potato aphid), 306 nucleotides long. Lineage: Eukaryota; Metazoa; Arthropoda; Insecta; Hemiptera; Aphididae. The record is from the annotation of a GenBank genome assembly.